AUUAACGCAAUAUAAUUAAUGCCUUCUCGCCCAAUUUUUCGCCAUUAGAGAAUCAGAAGUGAAAUUUGAUCCUGCUGUUGAAAGUGUAGAGACUCGUUUCUGAACUCGUUCAAGGCUGAGAUACCCACGAUCUACGCGACCUCCUCCAAUCAGCCAUGAAUUUGUGCCCUGCUGUGAAGAACAUUCUCCUUCUUGAUUCAGAAGGGAACCGUGUCGCAAGCAAGUUCUUUACAGAUGACUGGCCUACUAAUAAAGCCAAAGAAGCUUUUGAGAAGGCUGUAUUCACCAAGACUCAGAAGACAAAUGCCCGAACUGAAGCUGAGAUAACUAUGUUCGAGGACAACAUCAUUGUGUACAAGUUUGUACAAGACCUGCACUUUUUUGUUACUGGGGGUGAAGAUGAAAACGAAAUGAUCUUAGCCACUGUGCUUCAGGGAUUCUUUGAUGCUGUUGCUAUUCUACUUAGGGACAAUGUUGACAAGAGGGAGGCGCUUGAAAAUCUGGACCUCAUUCUGUUAUGCAUUGAUGAAAUCGUUGAUGGCGGCAUUAUUCUGGAAACUGAUGCAAGCAGCAUUGCAAGUAAAGUUUCAACCAACAGUAUUGAUUCUGCGGCACCACUAUCUGAGCAGACUCUAAGUCAAGCAUUGACAACUGCACGCGAGCAUCUUGUGAGAUCCCUUUUGCAGUGAUGAUAUAUUUAAGACUUGUAUUGAAAAUAUGGCAACAGACAAUUGACUCCGGAUUAUGCUGCAGAAGACUUGAUAUGAUUUUUUUCGUGUUCUGUUUUAGAUUGUUUUCACUUCACAAUAGCAACUUGAUUCCGGCUUUUGACUACUUGCUAGACAUUAUAAAAGAAUUGCACGUGUCAUGCUUUGUUUCCAUUAA
Molecule: messenger RNA, 885 nt
Organism: Salvia splendens (bonfire salvia)
Lineage: Eukaryota; Viridiplantae; Streptophyta; Magnoliopsida; Lamiales; Lamiaceae
Product: coatomer subunit zeta-1
Exons: 6
Coding region: 156-689 (177 amino acids)
Biological process (GO): intracellular protein transport; retrograde vesicle-mediated transport, Golgi to endoplasmic reticulum; intra-Golgi vesicle-mediated transport
Cellular component (GO): COPI vesicle coat
Source: RefSeq, a predicted model, not a curated record